This is a messenger RNA of Colletotrichum lupini, 1083 nucleotides long. RefSeq lists its product as uncharacterized. The record is from RefSeq and is a predicted model, not a curated record. NCBI's taxonomy places the organism in Eukaryota, Fungi, Ascomycota, Sordariomycetes, Glomerellales, Glomerellaceae. Bases 1 to 1083 code for a protein of 360 amino acids. The transcript has 9 exons.
AUGCAAUUGUUCAGCGGGAGUGCCGCUGUAGCAGACGCUGAGCAAGUUAUUGAUUAUGUAAUUCAUGCUUUUCAAGUCUUCCACACCUUUGGCAAAAUGCACCCGAUUCUAUCCUUCACGAACUUGAAGUCCAACCUCUGUACAACUCUGGCUGACCUACGACGAACGACUCCAUCCAUAUCUAUAUGGGGUUCUUCUUCGCCAAGAUCGGAUAUCCCGUCGUCACUCGCUAGUCUUCACCGGCUUCUUGUAUGCUGUGGCUUGGCAACCCUCACUUCCAACCCCAUCCCACCCGUCACAUAUCCCCAAUUCAAUUUUCAAGCUGUGGAGUACAGCUUCGGCUACCAUCCGAAGCCCUGGUCGUCUGAAGACCUCAUACUCCAGAGCCCAGACAGGGUAUCUCGUCAAUCUUGCUGGCCGACCCGUUGGACAACGGUUUACGGAGUAUCAUCCAGUUGGUUCCAGCUUCCAGCCUUUGACCCCUUCCCCCCGUUGCCCAUCACUGCCAUCCGGAUCCCCGUCCUUGGCCUCCUCUUGGCCCUACACCAGACGCAAGCCAGGCACGCAGUAGGACACACUAGAAGUCGGGAGCUUCGAGCACCUUUCCCGGCCGAGUCCUUCACCAAGGCAAGCGAGGCUGCCAGCAACCUCCGGCAUCGACUUCCUAGCGUGCUCAUUGUAGUCCGAUCACAACUUCGUACAGCCUGGGCGGCGGCCGGAUGUGCCAAUGCUGCUCCUCAAUUCAGUUCUCGUCACCUCGCUGCGGGUCUCGCUGCCGGGGUAUACACCUUUUGGGAAGAUAGCAAACUCGAACUGAACAUGGCCCCUACGGAAGGCAUCGUGCAGAGAUGCCGGUGCCAGGCCUUGAUCCCGCCCCGGCUUGGAGCACUGCAUCGAACUCUCGCGAACUCUCCCCCGUCAACGCUAGACGCUAGACAAGCUAUUGCCAACCUUGGCGAAUGCAAGCAUCUCAACGCCUCGAAUAAUCUUGACCACGAGGUGAAGAGCCCAUGGACGGAUGUCUUUGACCGGAAUUCACCGGGCAUCUUCAAGGGUCCCUCAUUUCCAAAGGUGCAGCGGUGA